This is a messenger RNA of Phytophthora nicotianae INRA-310, 783 nucleotides long. RefSeq lists its product as hypothetical. Lineage: Eukaryota; Oomycota; Peronosporomycetes; Peronosporales; Peronosporaceae. The record is from RefSeq and is a predicted model, not a curated record. The transcript has a single exon. Bases 300 to 707 code for a protein of 135 amino acids.
GUCUACUCCAACCUUGGGACGUCAUGAUGAGGGGCAGCUCCCGUCGUCCGUUGGUGUCGGCUCAGUGUGGGAUAUCGCGAGCGACGGCGAAAGGUCCGGAAAGAAACGCCGAGCGGACGACAACCGCGUACUGAGCUCCAGUGUUCGGACGCCCUGCAUUUCCAGUCGCGAUCGGCGAUAAGAGCCCCACCAGCUGGGCAGUCGCACGUGAACUCAGACAGGACCCCGAGGCUCGGCUUGACGGCCGCUGUCUCUCUCUUCUCUUCAGUCAGUCUUGAACGCCCCGCAGUCCGCGCAACAUGGCGCGUUCCGGCAGCGAUGGCGAGAGCGAUGACGCUAUGCAGUAUAGCAAGCCGCUGCGUCAGCAGAAGAAGCUCUGCGAUGAGGCCAUGGAGCUGGUCAACGCUGGCGUGGCCAUGCAAAACGCGUCUCCGCCCGAUGCGGCGGGUGCCGACGCCAAGCUCUCGCGCGCAGUGACGCUCAUGGAGCAGGCACUGGCCAUCGAAUACCCGACGCAGGAGGAGCGAGACGCCAGUCAACGUCUCAAUAACAAGAUGAACCGAUACGUCAAGAUGAUCCGCAGCCAGCGCGAGAAGGGCACGGCUGGCGGCGCUACGGGCCGUGGACACAAUACCAAGUACAACAUUCUACCCAUGGACAACUUGCCAUCCACGUACAAUGCCGUGGUCGAGCUAUUAUCCAAGUAAGAAGACGCUGCGUGAAUUUUCACAUUAUGAAGUGGGUGCAAAACUAACACUGAUUUCUCUCUCUCUCUCUCUCUUU